AUGGUCCUGUUAUGGGACAAAUUAGAUGUUUUAAGCACAGCAGCGUCCACUAUAUAUAGUGCCAUAUCAUUACGAUGGAAUCAUAACUCACAGACAGCCACUGGAGAUUACUGUUCGGAAACAAAACGAGAAACCAUGAAGUACCUCCUUGUACUUUGCUGUAUCGCUGUCGCGGUCGUUGCAGAAGAUAAAUACACGGACAAAUAUGACAACCUUGACUUGGAUGAAAUCCUGCAAAAUAAAAGGCUGUUAGAUGCCUACGUCAACUGUAUAAUGGACCAUGGCAAAUGUACUGCAGAAGGCAAGGAGCUAAAAGAUCACUUGCAAGAAGCUAUUGAGACUGGUUGCGCCAAAUGCACAGAAAACCAAGAGAAGGGAUCUUACAAGGUGAUUGAGCAUCUGAUCAAGAACGAGAUUAAAAUCUGGCGUGAGUUGACAGCCAAGUUCGACCCUAAAGGAACCUAUAGGAAGAAGUAUGAAGACCGUGCAAGAGCCGCCGGUAUUGAAAUCCCUGAAUAA
This is a messenger RNA of Arctia plantaginis, 519 nucleotides long. NCBI's taxonomy places the organism in Eukaryota, Metazoa, Arthropoda, Insecta, Lepidoptera, Erebidae. The record is from the annotation of a GenBank genome assembly.